Lycium barbarum (goji berry) is the source of this 1660-nucleotide messenger RNA. RefSeq names its product mannan endo-1,4-beta-mannosidase 6. The coding region runs from base 105 to 1448 and encodes 447 amino acids. The record is from RefSeq and is a predicted model, not a curated record. Gene Ontology annotation, molecular function: hydrolase activity, hydrolyzing O-glycosyl compounds. Lineage: Eukaryota; Viridiplantae; Streptophyta; Magnoliopsida; Solanales; Solanaceae. The transcript has 6 exons.
AGAAACAUGAAGAGUUAAAAGGUUCUACAUUUCUUCUUAUUCAAUUGUUGAUAGUCAAAAGAUUUUGAGACAGUUGAGAUUUUUACUACUUUUAAGAAUACACAAUGAGUGGGGAUCGGAGUGGACAUUCAAAACUAGUAACAAACUGUUGGUGGUGGGAUGGGCUUUUGCUUCUCUGCAAGAAAGUACUACAUGUGCUCUUUUGUAAAAUUUUAAGAGGAGAGAUGGAAGAUGGUGAUUGGACGAUGGUGCAGAAGAGAGGGAACCAAUUUGUGGUGAAUGGCCAGCCUUUCUAUGUGAAUGGAUUCAACACUUACUGGUUGAUGGUGUUUGCUGCUGAUCAGUCUACGAGGGGAAAAGUUACUGAGGUGUUCCAGCAGGCAUCUGCUGUCGGUCUAUCAGUAUGCCGGACGUGGGCCUUCAACGAUGGCCAAUGGCGUGCUCUUCAGAAAACUCCUGCUGUUUAUGACGAAGUUGUUUUCAAGGCUCUAGAUUUUGUGGUGAGUGAAGCCAAGAAAUUCAAGAUUAGGCUGAUGCUGUCACUAGUCAACAACUGGGAAGCAUAUGGUGGCAAACCCCAGUAUGUAAAAUGGGGUAAAGCUGCUGGGCUGAAUUUGACUUCUGAUGAUGACUUCUUCUCUCAUCCCACACUCAAAAGCUACUACAAGGCUCAUGUAAAGACUGUGCUGAAUAGAGUCAAUACCUUUACCAACAUGACAUACAAGGAUGACCCUACUAUUUUCGGUUGGGAACUGAUGAAUGAGCCGCGCUGUGUGUCAGAUCCUUCUGGGGAUAAACUGCAGGCUUGGAUAGAAGAAAUGGCAGUUUAUGUGAAGAGCAUAGAUCCGAAGCAUUUGCUGCAGAUCGGACUAGAAGGUUUCUAUGGUCCCUCGACUCCUAAUAGGGCUCAGGUCAACCCAAACUCCUAUGCUCAACAAGUCGGAACUGACUUCAUUAGACAUCAUCAGGUUCUUGGAGUUGAUUUUGCUUCAGCUCACAUAUAUCCAGACUCUUGGAUUUCACCAUCAAUCUCUGAUGCUCAUAUUGAAUUCACCAAGUCAUGGAUGCAAUCACACAUUGAUGACGCAGAGAACUAUCUGAACAUGCCAGUCGUAUUUUCAGAGUUUGGUGUUUCUGCAAAAGACCCGGGGUACAAUUCAACCUUCAGGGACAAACUAAUUGGUACAGUUUACAACACAAUCUUGAAUUCUACUAAAAAGGGAGGAGCUGGAGGUGGAAGUCUUUUAUGGCAAGUCUUUCCAGAAGGAACAGAUUACAUGGAUGACGGAUAUGCAAUAGUACUUUCCAAGUCGCUUUCAACCUCAAACAUCGUAUCUCUUCACUCUAAGAGGCUAAAUACCUUCAAUUCCCGCUGCUCAUGGAAAUGCCACUGGGGUUGCAAAAAGAAACAUGUCCUAGAUGACUUCCAACUUCAUGAAGAGCUUUAACAUGUUUAAGAAGGUAUGCCAAUGUUUGCGCGACCCUUGAAAGACUCCAUAUAUGUAUCUUAUGUGUAACAUAAAUCAAAGUUUGUCAUACAAGAAACAACGGUAAGCCAGAGUAUGUGCACAAGGAUUGCAGAACGCCAAUAAAGAAAAGUUAAUAUCUAUAUGUAAAGUAUGUUCUUAAAGUUAAUACAAGCUGCCUUUUGUUGCUGAUA